Molecule: messenger RNA, 1827 nt
Organism: Jatropha curcas
Lineage: Eukaryota; Viridiplantae; Streptophyta; Magnoliopsida; Malpighiales; Euphorbiaceae
Source: RefSeq, a predicted model, not a curated record
AACAAAACCAUAUCUUCUGUUUUGAGCAAGGAAACGAAAGGGAUACGAAAACGAUAAGACAUUCUAUUAAAAAAAACGAUUAUUUUUUGUGGGUCGAUUACUUUCAGUUUCUCUGUUUAUGAUCUGUUCUACAGCUCUUUAUGAUCUGUUACAGAGCAAGAACGAUCGUAAUUUCAACAGCAGAAACUCAUUUUUCAAUCAAUCCGACCAACAAAAAUCCAUCGCACUUGUAUCACAUUAACGAAAUUUCCAUACCAAAGCUAGAAAUUUCAAUUGCGCAAUCCAAAACACCCUUAAUCUUUGUUAAAAAAGUUUCAUCACGAUCAGCCAUGGCAACAGAGCAGUUUUCUUCUUCUUCAUCAGCAUCGUCAUCUUUGAUUCUAACUUCCGGUGCCAGCGGCCGUAUUAAUGCGUUGUUCUCGGUUCGAGCAUUAAAAAGUCUACUAAUGUUAAUAAACGCCGUCGUCUUGUUAUUGCUUCUGCCAUUCCGCGGCAGAAGACGGACGGUGCCGAUGAGUUCCUCCGCAGAGAAGCCGAAAGAUUUACAGGAGUGUGGGACCCCACGGAAGGGCUCCACCAUGGUGCGGGUCCCGGCGAGAAUUGUUCCGUGGAAGAGUAGUGCAUCAUCAGGCGGUGGCAGUGUCGCUGUGGCGGUGGAUCAGGAGGUGGCAGGAAGGAGGGCCCUCGCAAUCCGGAGGGUGUUACAAGACGAUGACGUCAAUUCGGUUAGAGAAUUUUCGCUGUUUGUUACUUCCAGAGGGGAUACUAUUUUUACCCAGUCGUGGACACCUGCUUCUGUCAAAAUCAGGGGACUGGUUAUUAUUCUGCAUGGCCUGAAUGAACAUAGUGGCAGAUACAAUGAUUUUGCGAAGCAGCUGAAUGCUCAUGGGUUUAAGGUUUAUGGAAUGGAUUGGAUUGGACAUGGUGGGAGUGAUGGGCUACACGCAUAUGUUCAUUCUAUUGAUUAUGCUGUCAAUGAUUUGAAAUCAUUCCUUGAUAAAGUUUUAGGAGAUAAUCCUGGGCUUCCAUGUUUUUGCUUUGGUCACUCCACAGGGGCAGCCAUUGUUCUUAAGGCAGCAAUGGAUCCAAAAGUGGAAGCCCGUAUAGCCGGUGUAGUGCUGACUUCCCCUGCAGUUGGAGUUCAGCCGUCCCAUCCUAUUUUUGUGGUACUAGCCCCAAUCUUCUCAGUUCUGUUGCCAAGGUUCCAACUUGGUGCUGCAAAUAAGAAGGGGAUGCCAGUUUCUCGGGAUCCGGAGGCACUAGUAGCUAAGUAUUCUGACCCACUAGUAUACACUGGAUCCAUUAGGAUAAGGACUGGGUAUGAAAUUCUCAGAAUUUCAACUUACUUGCAGCAGAAUCUCAGUAGAUUAUCAGUUCCCUUUCUAGUUCUCCAUGGUACUUCUGACACUGUAACUGACCCAGAAGCUUCACAAAAACUGUAUGAAGAAGCUUCCUCAACUGAUAAAUCCAUCAAAUUGUUACAAGGAUUCUUACAUGAUCUCCUAUUUGAACCAGAACGACAAGAUAUUAUCGAUGACAUAAUUGAGUGGUUAAGUUGUAGGGUACAAUAAGGUUCAAUAGUGCAACUACGUACAGUAAUUAUUGGAUAUUUUAACCCUCUUUAUAUACCUUCUAAGAUCCCGAUGAACAACAUUUCCUGAUUUCACUACCCUCUUUUAUAUAUGCAUUUGCUGCAGUAAGUUUUCCAAUUAAGUAGGUCUGAUGUUGUACUGCUGAAUAAGAUUCAGCAUUUUUAUGUUGAACCCGAAACUGUGUUGCUCUUUGGUUGAUUAUGAUGUUAAUUUGAAUACUAAGCUUUCAUGCGAA